Messenger RNA from Halichondria panicea, 930 nucleotides. RefSeq lists its product as uncharacterized. The coding region runs from base 1 to 930 and encodes 309 amino acids. Lineage: Eukaryota; Metazoa; Porifera; Demospongiae; Suberitida; Halichondriidae. Gene Ontology annotation, molecular function: zinc ion binding; nucleic acid binding. The transcript has a single exon. The record is from RefSeq and is a predicted model, not a curated record.
AUGGCAACUACGCUGAUGGGGCACAUAGAGGCUUUCGAGCCUGAGGCAGGCGAUUGGCCGCAGUAUGCAGAAAGAAUGGAAGAGAUGUUCUUAGCAAAUGAGAUGGUAGGAGAGGGUAUGGCCGAGAAGAGACGAUCUGUGUUUUUGUCCGUGGUGGGAAAGCGUACCUACAACAUCCUGCGAAGCCUUCUCUCACCAGACAAACCUUCCACUAAGACGUUCGAGGAGUUGACGGCAGUACUGACGAGUCACUUCAGUCCACCGCCAUCAGAAGUGAUCCAAAGGUUCAGAUUCUACGGCAGAUCAAGACAACCAGGAGAGUCAGUGUCAGCGUUCAUAGCUGAGUUGAGGAAGCUGACAGAAUAUUGCAACUUUGGAGCAUCAUUGAAUGCAGCGUUAAGAGACCGAAUAGUCGGCGGAAUCAACAAUGAGGCAACACAGAAAAGACUCCUGGGAGAGCGAGCAUUGACUUACCAGAGAGCAGUAGAGAUUUCCCAGAGUGUGGAGACGUCAGACGCUAACCUAAGGGAGAUGAAGCCUGUCCCUAUCAAGACAGAGCCAGUAUUUCAGAUUGGCAGGGAGAGACAAGAGACUCAGACAGCCAAUAAACUGACACAAUGUUCACGCUGUGGUACUGAGGGACAUUUACCGACUACAUGUCGGUUUAAAGACAAAUAUUGCAACUUUUGCAAAAAGAAAGGCCACAUUGCUCGAGUGUGUAGAAAUCGACUACAGCAGGCAGAGGCAUGGAGGCCCAAGCACUCAAGAAAGAACGUUCGAUACCUAGAGGAAGAAACUACUUCAGAGAGUGAAGAUGCCGAAGACUACAUCAAGAUGGUGGCUGAUAUCUCUCAAGUCAAGAGGAGAGAAAGGUCACCACCCAUCAGAGUAACAAUGUCUGUGAGUGGGGUAUAUAGACCUAGAUUUUGA